UUGUAAUUGUACAGUUAUGAAGAAUAUUAUAGUGCCAACUCAUUAUGUAUUUAGACUAUUGUUGAUGUAUUUUUUUUACUUAUAUUUAUUUUAUUAAAAAUAAUAAAUAAAGAAAGACGCAUUCAUGAACAUUUUGAUGUAUGUUUUGAAUGAAAGGAUUGAUUGUUGAUCGUGUUACUUCUAGUAUAUAUCCGGAUCUAGUUUGAUCCGGAAUUUUGCACGGAACCUACUCAUCAGACACCCAUUCAGAAUGUAUUUAAAUUUUUCCUAAGAUAUGAUAAAAAUCCAAAAGUAAUGUGUAUACUAAUAGGACCUUCUCUUACAUAUUUUAGGUCUUAGCUAUUAAAGAGGAAAAUUAUGAAAAGGUUGCUUCAAAUACCUUGACGGAAGUUAUCGAACGCAUUCAGAAUUCUUCAGACGUUCUUAAAAAUGAAAAAGAAGAGGAGGAAACAGAAAAUAUGAAGAAUAAAAAAGUGACAAGUCAUCUCGAAAAAACAGUACCGGUAGUUAAUGAUCCUCUUGGUGAGCCAAAGAAUGUUGAUUAUAAACCUACUCAACGUGUGAAAGGUAGCAUUUAUACAUGCCACAUAUGUUCAUCUACAUUCAAUAAUGAAUAUGAAGUUCAAAAACACUUAAAGAUUCAUUCAAAUUACAUCAACCACAUUAAAAGAGAACUUCGAAACUGCAAUGGAAUUUCAACCGCGAGUUCCGAAUUUUUGCACUCACAAUCAGGAGGAAUUACAAGUAAUGGGACACUCAAUGAUUUUCAAUAUCAGUGUUAUUUAUGUCCGAGUAUUUUCAACUCUCAAGACCUUUUGUAUACGCACAUAAAGCAGCAUGAGAUAGAAAAUAGUAUCACUAAUAAAAAUGAAAUCGAAUGUUUGAGCUCAAACAUCAGCACCAAGAUUAUCUGUAAAUUAUGUAAGAAAGGAUUCUUCACUACAUCUAGAUAUGAUCUGCAUGUGAUUGAAGAUCAUGAUCCUGAGAAGGAAGUUUCACCAAGGAGGAGAGGACGAAUAUUCCAAUGCAACGACUGUAAUAAAAUAUUCAAAAGUAAGGUGGACAUAACGAGGCAUGUGUCAAUCCACCUGAAACGGAAGAGUGCUCAUGUUUGCUCAGUUUGUGGCAAGGAAUAUGUAUUUCCGGUUGCUUUGAAGAAUCACAUGCUUAAACAUGACCCAAACUAUAAAAUAGAAUGCCCAAUGUGCUUAGAGAGAUUCAGCAAACGUAAAGAACUCAAGACUCAUAAAUGCCGCAGUGUCCCUCUAAUCACAGUAUUCAAGUGUAACCCUUGUAGCCUUGAAUUUUCCUCGCUCAAUUUUUUGAGAAUUCAUGAAGAUCUCGAUCAUGGAAUUGGCGCACCGUAUACUUGCGAUUAUUGUACAAGAACAUUCACAUCGAAUGAAGGUCUCAUGGCACACGUGAAUGAGAAUCAUUUUGAAGUCAAUGGCUGCCCUGAAAUGAGCAUGAAAAUUGAAAAUACUGAUGAUAUAAAAAAGAAGGAGACCAAUGAUUUGCUAUUUGAUGAGGAGCUUGCCACAAAUUUGGAAAUUCUAAUGUGCACCCUAUGUGGAGCAUUGUGCAUAACUAAUGAAGAAUUCCAGGAACAUAUGGCAGGCCAUAUAAUUAUAUGAUAUUCAUAAACAGAUAUAUAUUAAGCUUGAUUCGCACACAACAGUGCCAGUGAAAAUAUACAUAAGCUCUAAUGGUAUUAUCCAUACUCACUGGACCGGGCUGAGUGGCAAUAGUCCAAUGAGAACUCGUGGGUUUAUCUUCUUUGUUCACUGUCACUGUUGUGACCGAACCCAGCUUGAAUGUCAUUGAAAUAUCAUACUGUACCAUGCUACUUCAAUUCUAUCUAUCGAUUUCAAGGAGCCAGUUACGUAACAUGACGUGGUAUCAAACAACGGCAACCAAUUCAAAUUGUCUUUACUAAAGACUUACGGUAAUCUAGUUGGUAAAUAUAGUUUUAGUUCAAGACUUAACAGUAAUUCUCCUUUGCUGAUCAACGCAAAAUGAAAUCUAUAGAUGUAAAUGAGAACAUUUAUUAAAUUUUUGCCAUAAACAGGACAUUCACCAUGUAAAUGGUAAAUUUGAUUAAAAAAACUUCAAUUGAUCAGCUUUGAUUAUUCAGCUUCCAUGAAUAAUAUUGAUUUCAUGAAGUAUUGAUUUUAUUCCUGAUUUAUACAUAUGGUUAUGAUAUAAUAAUCGUCAGCUUAUUAGUAAAGUUAAAAGUUAUUAAGUCUUAAGAACCAAUCAUUUUCUCUCUUAGUGAUUUAAAACCACGUUUCAAUUUCCAAACUGAAUUUUAAUUAUUAUAUGAUUAUAAAUGUUGAUAUAUUGAUUCAUCAACUUUUUUAUUAUGAUAUGAAGAAUUUUAUUUCUUGAUGAAUUUCAAGUCAUUAUAAGACACCAUUUUGGUGAUUGUGGAAUUUGCAAGGUUAAUUCUAGUGUGGGCUUCGGCAAUCAUUCAUUACAAUUUUUUAUUAUUUAAGACAUUUAUAAAUUGUCUAAUAUAAGUAUAAAUGUAUUUCCAUAUGUAUAUAAACGCAUUCAAAUUAUAACAUUAAUUGGUAUAACUUUACAUCCAAAGAAUUGCAGUAUUCUUACUAAAGUACCAAUAGUAGUUUAUGGUGGAAUAAUGGCUUAAGUGUUAUACUAAUAAUAUUAUAGGGUUAUUAUAAAAUUUAUGAAUAUCGUGAAAUGUUCACUCGUUCUGUUUAGGUUGAAGCAGAGGUUAUCUCUUCAACAUCAACAAUUCAAUGAUAAUAAUUAUUAAUAAUUUUUCCAAAGAUUACUACUAGUUAAGUUCAUUUUUUCAUUAUUGUAGCUUACGUUUUGAUUCUUAAAUGAAAGUCUGCUUGUAAUAAUUAUUUACUGUAGCUGUCGAUUUGAUUCUUAAAUAAAAGUCUGUUUGUAAUAAUAUGUUGUUUCAAUUCUUCCUGAAACUGAAUCUUGGAGUUUCAAAUGAAAUAAAAUAUGUA
This is a messenger RNA of Nilaparvata lugens (brown planthopper), 2984 nucleotides long. RefSeq names its product zinc finger protein 26-like. The transcript has 2 exons. The record is from RefSeq and is a predicted model, not a curated record. Bases 459 to 1634 code for a protein of 391 amino acids. Gene Ontology annotation, cellular component: nucleus. Lineage: Eukaryota; Metazoa; Arthropoda; Insecta; Hemiptera; Delphacidae. Gene Ontology annotation, molecular function: RNA polymerase II transcription regulatory region sequence-specific DNA binding; DNA-binding transcription factor activity, RNA polymerase II-specific. Gene Ontology annotation, biological process: regulation of transcription by RNA polymerase II.